AAACAAAGUAGACAACAAGACAAUAAACAAUAAACAAUUAACAAAAAACAAUCACUUAUCAAAUUAUCAAAUCAACAAAUGAAAACAUCAGACAUUAGAUAUCACAACAGACAUCAGAUAUCAAAUAUCAAUCAUCAGUCAUCAAUCAUCAAUCAUCAAUCAUCAGUCAUUCAACCAAUUAUUAUAUCAUUUCAGCCUUGUAAUCUACCAGGUUAUAUGUUAUGACUAUAACUACUAGUGAAAGUCACACCAAUAAAAGGCAAUACCUAACGGUAGGUAAAUCUUAGAUAUCAUUUGUUUGUUCCCCCUUUUAACCCUCAUACUUAUCACAUCAUUAGAACAAUAACCAAUUUUGCCUUUUACAACGAGACUUUUACAACAAACUUUGAAUUUUGAGGUGGCCUGGAAUUCUAGAUCUAAUCGAUUGACUUUGCGAAGAAGAAGAAAGGAAGAAGAAUAGGCAUAAUUUUGAUCAUCACAGAUACAGAUAGGAAUCUAGAAGCAUUGGAACGGUGGGAAUGACAGGCGAGAUCGAGAUCCAAUUAUAGAAUCCCUCUUUAUAUUGAUCAAGUCGAUUCUUCCUUCAAAAAUCCAGGAACGAUGUCUGAUAAGGAUCCGAACAAGGGAAUUCUUGACCUCCCUUUGGAGGUUCAAUCAGUUAUAUUGAAACAUGUAAGUCAGGAUGGCUUCGACAACUUUUCACCAUGUCAUCUUUGCGCUGCAGUGACAUCCUAACACGUCUUUUAUUCUAGACGUCGACCGCCGACCUGAUUGCGCUCUCUCUCGUUUCGAAGCAUCUCAGAAAUCUAGCAGCCAAGGAACUAUAUCGAAGCUUCCAUAUUGUCUUUCCAGAUGACAAUGAUGCGCUCAAUGAUUCUCCUAUCGAUAGUUUGGCGUCGGGGCUGGAUACUUUCGUUACAAGUGAUUACGAUUACUCCCAACACCUAAAGGAAAUUAUACUUGAGCCUUUGAAUGGAAGUCAAAAAGGAGAGCUAGCAUACCGUUCUUAUCUACAUGAUACCUCUUGCGGAAAAUUCAUGAAUACUUUGUUGCUUUUGACUUUGCGCAAAGCUAAAGCUCUCGAGAGUUUCGUGUUGGUUGACCCUGCUAACAACGUGUGACCGUGCUAAUUUCUGAUUCUUAGAUGGGAUAUUCGUGUGAAAUUGAGUAGCCAGAUUUUCACAGAAUUACAUCGUAUUGAAGCUCUACAACAUUUCCACGUCAGAAUGCAAGCUGAAAGUUCAAUACAUGUUCCUGCAACUAACCCAAAUCCAACCUCCUCGACGAACUACAAUCCUUCAACAUUCGGUUUUCCUCCAAGCUUGGUAUCAAGCCAGUCAUCACUCACAUCAACUAAGGCAAAACAAAAUGGAGGCAAAGGUCGGACUCCGGUUGUGGGUGGGACAUCUCAAACUAUUUCAGGAUUCAAAAACCUAAAGAGUCUGGCUGUUCUUGAUAUGGAUACCUUGGAUUGUCUAUCUGAAAUUCGAGACUGUAUACAGAACUCAUCGUCAACUCUAACUUCACUAGAAUUGUCAUUCUCGGAGCUACUUGCUUCCAGAACCAGAAAGCCAGCUGUGGAAAUUCCAGUCGAGGAUGAUGAAUCUGAAGCGGAAGAUGAAUUUGGCCAAUUGACUGCACUUCCUGUCACCGCUCCAGAUACUCUAUCUGAUGCGUUUGUUUUAAAAGGGAUGACGAUUACGGAGGAAAGGAAAGCACAAGAAGCAGCGUUGGCAAAGAUCCUUAGUACUGAAUCGUCAACUUCGAAAGGCGUUACGGAUUCUCCUAGUCAAAAUUCAGAUGACCCAGAAGGUGGACCUCCGGAAAAGACAGAAAUGUCCAGUCCCUUGAAGAUGUUUGUAGCGUUAAUGCAACAAUCGGCGAAGGCCAUGGCUGAACAUAAAUUCGAGGAGAUGCAAAAAAUCGUCCAGGAAACCAUCGAGAAAGGUUCCCAGGUUUACCUCAAGAGCCUGAAAAGAGAAAGUGAAUCUUCUGAUAAGCCAGGCACCACCACUAAUACGGAAGGUAACAGUGGUGAAAGUAGUAAUGUGGGAUCCGGCAAUACAGGUGACAAUAAUGCGGAAGAGAUCAAUGGGAAGAAUUCCGAAUCACCAGUUGUGGCCGACCCAAUAGACGAAACUGUCACGGACGAGGGCGAAUCUCAAGAUCAACCCGGUCUUUUUGACGAAUCAACAACAGUGAAAAAAGUUUCCAAAUCCAAGGAUAUCGUAGAUCCAGAUGACAUCGAUAUUGAAGAACCGGAGCUUGUGGUAGAUUUGGAAUGUGUUGAAGGGAUCACUACUGAAACCGAGACGGAUCUCGAGCCAGUCCCCAUGGAAAUGCAGGAACAUCAAGCCUCGGAAGUAGUUGAUGAGCUAAUUGAUUCAGAACAUAUGAAUGCUCGAGGAAUUUCUACUGAGAAGCGUGAACAAACUCCAGAGCAGAUUAAGCCAAACGAGAAGGGAAAGUCAACAGAAAUUGGACCACCAGUUACCAACACCAACAAGGACAUGAGCGAGUACAUUCGAAAAACACGAGGUCUUGCCCUUGAGAAUUUAUCACUCUACCUAAUACCUAUAAAAAGUUCUGUUUUAUCAAAGGCUAUUGACAUCAGAGUAUUGAGAAAAAUUACCCUACUCAAUGUUGGCUUUCAAACUUCAUUUUGGUCUAUGGUAGCACGCGAAAACAGGAUCGAUUCUCUUCCGCUAGAUGAAAUCUACACAGAUAACGUCACCAUGACUUUCCUAGACUGCAUCGGAAAACUCGCAAAAGUAACAGAGCUAUGUAUGCUUGAACGCGCAUCCAGAACAAAGCUAGACCCCACAGAUUCAAAGAAAAGAGUCUCCAUAGAGCAAAUCCGAAGAUUGGCUCUCAAGAAACAUGCCCCGACAUUAAAAGUCCUCUCUAUACAUCAGGAAAGCAUUCCUCACCAAUUAACACCUUUUGCAUGGGACUUAGAUGCCAAAACUGCUGUGCUGUUGUGUCGGAAAGCUAAAGGAUUGGAGGAAUUGGCUGCUACUUUUGAUGUUUCAGUUAUGGUAUGUUUAUUCCUAACCUCACAGUUAAACAUUCAAAGUCAUAUACUAACCCUGAGAUUAGCACAUUCUUAAUCAGAAUCUCUCGGGCCUCAAAAAUCUCCGGGCUCUCCACGCAAUCGAAUUCCGUUCUGAAGAUACCUGCCAAUUGGUGAGGAGCGAGUUCCGAAAAUUUACCGUAGACAGUAUCGCCCAUAAUCCCGACUGUGAACUCGAAUAUCUUGCCCUUAGAAAUUCGAUAACCCGUAUUUAUCGUCGCAUUAAAGAAAAUUCUCCGAAAGCAAGACUACCAAGGGCUCACUUGGGAAAGAAGACUGAACCUGCAAUUGAUAGCGACAGUGAGGAUGAGGGCAUGACUGGUAAGAGUGGAUUUGGCUUGAAAGUUGAGAGUUGUGAUGGAUUUGAGUUUCAGGAUGUGCAGGAUGUGAGGAUUUUUGAAAAGGAUGUUGUUUGGAAGAGGCUUUAGGUUGGGAUUGAGAUAAGGAGAAGGGUAAGGGUGAUGGGAAUGAGAAUGAGAAUGGGAGAUGCUAGUGGGCAUGAUGGAUGCAUCUGGCUGGGGAGUAAAUCAUCAGUUUGGUAGUAUUUUAGUCCUUGAGGUCUGGCUUGGCUUGGCUUGCGCGAGCGUGGCGUAUAGGAUCUCAAAAGGUGUUCAGGGCGACUUGGUUCAAAUGCAGGCAUUAAGGAGGGUUAACGCACAGCGAUGGGAUGGGAAUACGAAUCGAUUGAUCUUGAUGUUGGCUUAUAGCGCGUCAAUCAACAACCUGGACUUUAAUCUAAUAAUGAAAGAAAGGGGUUUAAUUCUCGACACUGGUGGAUUGAUGUGGAAAUUGGAGUGAUUCAAUGAAUAACGUGCUUGGAAGGGUAUAUGUGGGAUGGCAGAUUUAUAUGGAAUAUCCAAUGAAUGAUUGCAGUGAUUUUUAAAAUCGAAUAUAUGAAAGAUUGAAUUUGGUUUGGUCUGGUUUGUGAGACUAAAUCAUUCUAUAUCUUGGGUGAUUGGUCAUUUCAUCCGGUUAUGCAAUGCAAAUUUUGAUUUCAGUUGAAUGGAAUAGGGAUAUGUAGGUUUUGCUUGUUGUGCAUUAUUCUAUUAUGUCGACAGGUAGUAGAUACUUGAGGAGUUGUAUGAGUGGGAGGAGGUAAGAGGCCAUGGGUAUCUAUGGAGGUGAGGUCAAUAGGGAUGGGAAAAUUGAAGUAAAAUACUAAAUAGAGGAAGAAAUUAUAUUAUUAUAAUUGUAGGGGAACACUUUAUCAUAUAAGCUCAAUUUUAAACUCUCCAGAGCUAUCAUCAUGAAGCUGCCUUGGGAGAAUA
Messenger RNA from Sclerotinia trifoliorum, 4341 nucleotides. Lineage: Eukaryota; Fungi; Ascomycota; Leotiomycetes; Helotiales; Sclerotiniaceae. The record is from the annotation of a GenBank genome assembly.